Molecule: messenger RNA, 906 nt
Organism: Arabidopsis lyrata subsp. lyrata
Lineage: Eukaryota; Viridiplantae; Streptophyta; Magnoliopsida; Brassicales; Brassicaceae
Product: protein CHLORORESPIRATORY REDUCTION 6, chloroplastic
Exons: 2
Coding region: 16-789 (257 amino acids)
Biological process (GO): NAD(P)H dehydrogenase complex assembly
Cellular component (GO): chloroplast
Source: RefSeq, a predicted model, not a curated record
GGUAAGCGUCUGUGAAUGGCAACAAAGGCAGGUCUCCUCCCGUGGCUUAUCCCAUCGCCGAGACACGUGUCGCUGUUCCCAGUGGUUCAAUUGCCGGCCGGAUGGUGUGUAAGCAAGAGGAGAGCAGCAGACGUAGCAGUCUCCGUCGCCUUCAAUCCUUCUGGCAAUUUCGACAUCUCUGACGAAGAUCCUUCAGAUAAAGUAGAACCUCCGAUGCCUCCGACGACGGGACGGUACGAAGUAGUGAUCGACAACGACUCAAUUGGGCGGCUUGACCUAUCCCCGUUUCAGAGAGCCACCGGCAUAAGCUCACCUUCCUCAGGUAGGUAUACAUAUUUAUUUAUCCCUCACGUGAAUGUGAUUGAUUCGUUGACUGUGUGUGUAGCUGAACCAAAACGGUAUUUGGAUCGAACCAUCGGAUUCACCAUCAAGUACAGGAGAGAAGAUCCCGGGGAUCCGCGGGAGCUGUCAGAGUACCCAGACAUAAGACUGUGGUUCGUGAGGCUGGACGCGAUGUACCCGUGGCUGCCUCUGCUGCUGGACUGGCGAGCUGGAGAGCUUGCUCGAUAUGCGGCCAUGUUAGUGCCGCACCAGAUGAGCUUGAGAAUGGGCGUCGUUUUCAAUCCGGAGGCGUUGGAGCUAUUCGUGAUGAACAAAGUGUUUGUGGUUUAUCCGUGGCUGAAACGGCACGGCGUCCCCAAACCCAGGUUGAAGACAAGCGACAUGGCCAGAAUGCUCGGCUUCGGCAUCGGCGAUGAGCUCUUCGACUUGAUCGAUCAUCAUCAAUAAAUGAAUUGUGUGUGUUGUCUCAAUCAAAGCCCUCAUUUACAUAAGUGGGCCUCAUUAUGGGCUUCUGAUGAAGAUUCUUGAUAUUAAAUACACACGUGGCGACUAGCCAUUGGACAA